GUUGGGUUAUAACAACACCCAUGCCUCUUCCUCCACUCCCUGUUCCACUACUGUUACCUAGUACAGUACAUCAACCCCUCUCUGUGGAAUUUGUUUAGAGCAAACUUUAUACCUCUCUGUCUUUAUCACUUUUCAUCUAGCUCUAUUGGUCUUUAUCACUUUUCAUCUAGCUCUAUUGGUCUUUAUCACUUUUCAUCUAGCUCUAUUGGUCUUUAUCACUUUUCAUCUAGCUCUAUUGGUCUUUAUCACUUUUCAUCUAGCUCUAUUGGUCUUUAUCACUCAUUCUGUGGGAUCUAUUGCCUCUUGUAAACUGAAACUGAAACUAUUACCCAAAUUAGUACAACACAAAGGGAAGCAGGGAGAGAGUGAGAACACAAGUGGAAAAUGAGAGGGAGAAGUGAUAGCUCUGAUUUAUAAUCUCUAUUCAUCUGAUUUUCUAUCAACACACAUCUAUUUGAAUAUCUUUCAAUCUGGAAUUGUCUCUGUUGUUCUGUGUUCUGGAACUGGGAUCACUCAAAACACAUAAAGAUGCAACAGUUGGGAGGGGAGGAGAGUCUGGUCCCUCAGCCUCGUGGGAGUCUACCCAAAGCCGGUGCGAUAGGAUUGGCUACCAUGGUGAUGACGGCCAUCUUUGUUUUGGAGCCGGAGAGCUUCUUCAGACACGUUGCAGCAGCGAUACUCAUCCUGACUGUGGGGCCCUCGCUGCAUGGAGGGUUUCUUCUCAUAGAGGAAUGUCUUCAUCAUGCAACUACCCGAUACCGUGGUGGGAGGCUGGGUCAGAUGGUGACAGCCUGUGUGGGUGUGUAUACUCUCCUGGGUGUGGGGUUGGCAGCGCUGCUGUUUGGCCUGACUGAGCCACAGCCCUGGAGAGACCAGUGGAGCAUGGUGGUCUUGGCCUGUGGCCUCUACCCUCUACUCAGAACCCUGGGAGUACUGGUUCCGUCUGAAGUGGAAGUGUCAGAGAUUUGUGAGGAGAGGAAGAUGAACGUGGCUCAUGGCCUGGCUUGGUCUUUCCACCUGGGCUACCUCAACCUGGUGUUGCCUCAGUUGGAGGGUUCUAUAGCAGAAUUCCGUGCCUCACACACGGCAGGUCCGUUUGAGACCAGGGGUUCCAGAAAGCUCCUCAUCCUCCUCCCUCUCAAUGCCAACAUCGCUCACAAGCUGGAGGAUGAGGACACCAACAUCUGUUUCUAUGACAACCUCCCUAACACAGAGAUCGACAGAGCAGGGGUCAGAGGGCGUGUCUACAAGCACAGUGUCUACAGCCUAUUGGACGAGAACAGACAGGCCCAUCACUGUGUGGUGGAGUAUGCCACCCCUCUGCUGACACUGUAUAAGAUGUCUCAGGAGAGUAGUGCAGGGUUUGGGGAGAGGGACAGGAGAGAGCAGGUGCUGCUGUUCUACAGGACUCUACAGGACAUACUGGACCGCUCACUGGAGUGCAGGAACCGCUACCGACUCAUCCUGCUCAACGAUGAGCAUGAGGAUGACCCUCACUUCCUGUCCAAGGCCAUUCUGAAGAACCUGGAUCAGCAGGAGAAAGAAGAGUUCUAUGUUCUCCCUGUCAACCCUCAGCCUGAGGUGGACCACCCACUCAUCCCUCCCGCCACAAUCUGCAUAGAUGACAUGCACCAAAUUGAGCCAAUGAGCAGUGUACCAUCACUCAUGAUCAGUCAUGACAUGCCGCGUACACUCAGGGAACCAGACAUCCUUUCUCCAUAUGGUGGGACAGGUCUAAGGAGAUAAACACUCACUUACAUUUUAGUAGAUGCUCUUAUCCAGAGCAAUUUACAGGAGCAAUUAGGGUUAACUGCCUUGCUCAAGGGCACAUUGACAGAUGGUCAAAUCUUUGUUAGUUUACUAUGUUUGUUUGUUUACUAUAGUUAAACACUGGAUGUCCGGGUUCUCAAUGCAAAAAAAUGAUAUUAUUAUACAACAGAAUUAGUUUUAAGGAAAAUGAAAACAGUAGAAAUACAAUAGAUCCUGAACUGCUUAACUGAAUAUGAAUGCUAGGUAAUACAUGUCAAGGAAUUUAGGUUGCUACUGGUGUGUAGCUGUUUUUUUUAGCAGGAUAUUGUUAAUUGUGUAAUACAGUCCUAUAUUGGCUGUAACAUUUAGUGUUGUUUAUCUGUGAUCAAUUUGUGUGUCAUGUAUGCAUAACUGAUGUAGGCAUAUAAUAACAACCCCGCUUAUUUCUUACAUUGUCUGCAUGUUGUUCUCUACUCUCCUAAACUCUGUAAUUUAUCUGUCCGUACUGUGUGUACACCGCUAUGAUGGAUUUACAUGGUUUGCACAGACUGAAUGUGCAUGCUUGAACCACGGUGUGAAGUAAACAGAGAUAGAGAGAGAGAGAGAUUCCUUCUUUGCAUGCCUGGCCGGGGCUAGGGAGUGAGCUGAGAGCUGAGCCUGGGCUGAUCAUUCAGAGGAGAACAGAGCCUGAGCCACAUGUUAUCUAGCUACAGUCAGUACCAUAGAAAUAUAAUGAAUUGAAUGGGCUUGGAUGCUCUAACCCUGGCAAUUUGACUGGUAAACUCAUGGGUACACUCACAAUGGCUGCCUGGUAUUGAGAUGUGAUCAUUUUCAUGGUAUUUUGGAAUGUUCUAUCAACUGAUGCUGGAUUGCCAUGGUAAUGUAGAAUGUUCAUUAAAAUAAUGCUAACUGAUGUGGCACAUGCAAUGGAAUGUAUUUCCUGUAAUGCUAGUUGAAUUGACUCAACAAAUCACAUCACAGAUUGAAGGGUACACUUCUUGCUUUUACUUCCUGGCAUGGGUCUAGGUCAAAAACAUACAGGAUAAGACAACAAGGUCACAAAUCUGGGACCAGCACCAUUGCUAACUAGCAUAGCUAAGAGUUGUUGCAAAGAGUUAUAAGAUAUUAUACAACGGGUGGGUCUAAUCCCGAAUGCUGAUUGGUUAAAACCG
Messenger RNA from Oncorhynchus tshawytscha (Chinook salmon), 2921 nucleotides. Its product is annotated as stimulator of interferon genes protein-like. Bases 529 to 1746 code for a protein of 405 amino acids. Gene Ontology annotation, biological process: positive regulation of type I interferon production; innate immune response; defense response to virus. Gene Ontology annotation, cellular component: endoplasmic reticulum membrane; autophagosome. NCBI's taxonomy places the organism in Eukaryota, Metazoa, Chordata, Actinopteri, Salmoniformes, Salmonidae. The record is from RefSeq and is a predicted model, not a curated record. Gene Ontology annotation, molecular function: cyclic-di-GMP binding; 2',3'-cyclic GMP-AMP binding. The transcript is spliced from 7 exons.